Messenger RNA from Eruca vesicaria subsp. sativa (arugula), 609 nucleotides. The record is from the annotation of a GenBank genome assembly. Lineage: Eukaryota; Viridiplantae; Streptophyta; Magnoliopsida; Brassicales; Brassicaceae.
AUGCGUCUCCGGGGCGAGGGCUGGCACGAGCUCAGCCACGGAUAUCGACGACUGUGGAUCCAUAUGAUCACACUUCAGUUGCUGAUGUGUCGGAUGUUUCUUAUUCUGCAGACCAUCGAUCCGAGGAGCAGGUACAUUCGGCAGAACAAGGGGGACAUGAGCAUCGACGGGCAAAGAGGAUCGCCAGUCACUCAUCGAUCAUCUAAACAUAAUAACAAGGAGGAGCCAUCAUAUGUUCAUCCAAAGACAAGGUCAGGCAGCACCAUUGUGUCUCCACUGCGAUCUUCUCAUGUCAUGGAGAUUAAUGUUACCAAGCGAGUAAAAGGAGCAACACGUGCUCUUACUUUCUCUCCAAAUUCUCUACAAGUGGAUAUCAAUGGAAUGGAGGGGGAUCAGAUGAUUGGCACGCUUAAUGAUAUGGAGACAACGAUGGAUAUGGACGACGAGAAGCUGGACUAUGGUGAUCAAGAUGAUGACUUAUUGGGGGAAGAGCUUCUGGCGUUGCAGGAGAAGGAGCAAAAGGGUAAGGAGUCUCGCGCGUACUCGGGUGCUUCUAGUGGUUUGACCCGCAGGGAUAAACGAAGCCUUCACACGAGAGGAACAGAUUGA